UAUCUUCGGCUCAAGUAUGGGCGUGAUCUAGGCUGUCAGACUAGUUUAGUUUGCUUGAUUCUCAGUCAGAAACAUCAAUUGCAAGAUGUAUUACAUCUUUAUAUUCGAAAUUGUGAAUCUUUGUCUGCACAUCCGUCAUGUGUGCUCGGUAAAGAGUUUGCAAAGUUGUCUCUCUAGCGCAACACUAAUUGAUUAGUCUGUACGAACUCCUUGAUUUUACUGUUUUUUCAUGCUUGUAUAAACUGAGGCAUCAAAAGAUAAGCUGAUAUUACCCCUGUUUCGGAUGCAUAUUUUUUAGUUUGUAAUCUUGUCAGUUUUUGAUAACUCCAUACAAGUUCUGUUUGUUCUUCCUACUUUUAUUGAGCUUUCCCUCUUACCUCUAUAUGCCAUUUGUUUAAGUUCUGGCUUCAGCAUCUCUUUGCCACUUCUGUUUCCUUAGUAGAUGUAGUUCUUAUCUUUUGCUGUAAUGAUCCUUCAAGUCGGGUCCUGAUUAAAAAGCUUUGCUGCUGGCAGAUACCGGGCAAUCACCAGUGCAUACUACAGAGGUGCAGUAGGUGCAUUGCUUGUCUAUGAUGUCACCCGGCAUGUUACUUUUGAAAAUGUGGAGAGGUGGUUGAAGGAGCUCAGGGAUCACACAGAUGCAAACAUUGUGAUCAUGCUUGUCGGGAACAAAGCGGAUCUGAGACACCUUCGUGCUGUUCAAACUGAGGACGCCAAGGCGUUUGCCGAGAGAGAGAACACAUUUUUCAUGGAGACAUCUGCACUGGAGUCCUUGAAUGUCGAGAAUGCAUUCACUGAGGUGCUGACUCAAAUUUACCGGGUUGUCAGCAGGAAGGCACUUGAUGUUGGGGAUGACCCAGCAGCCUUGCCCAAGGGACAGACCAUUAGUGUGGGAAAGGAUGAUGUAUCCGCCGUCAAGAAAGUUGGGUGCUGCUCGGCCUAAUAGUUUGAUAGUAAUGGAAAAAGGUGUUGCCGGUAUGAGUUUCUGAUUAAGAAUUUUGCAAUUUCUGGCUUUGGAGAGAGAACAUUGUUUCUGAAGUACAUACCAGAAUGUAUUCUCAGUUCUCACUCUCGUAUGUGGAAUGCUCGGAUGGCAAACUGUAGUUUGAUGGCUAGAAAAGGAAGUGAAGUUGUAGAGUCGUGAAGAGAAGCUUUAAGGGUUGAGAUCGUAGAGACUUUCACCUUUGGUUUGCAUUUCCCUUGUCGCCUGAAAUAUCCCUACCGGCCCUCUGUAUGGCCUUUUCAUUUGGAUAAUUUUCUCAUUUGAAGUGCUGUGAUUUGUAGUCAGUUUACGACGAUCCCUGUUCUUAAGCACACUUUGUUGGUGCAAUUUAGUAAGUAAGCGGAUUAAUUAUGUUCAAAUGGAAUCUGCCGUUUUUGUGUUAGAUCUUCUAAUAUCGGAGUCUAAAUAUCGAUUGCAAGGAAUUAACAGCACGUACGGACUUGUGCUCUUUCCGUUUCAGACGGCAGCUAAUUGUGAUUGGGUUUUAUGAGGAUGGAAUGAUGGAUCAUGGUAAUACCGUAACAAAUCCAUUAUGGAGUA
This is a messenger RNA of Linum trigynum, 1543 nucleotides long. The record is from the annotation of a GenBank genome assembly. NCBI's taxonomy places the organism in Eukaryota, Viridiplantae, Streptophyta, Magnoliopsida, Malpighiales, Linaceae.